This is a messenger RNA of Panonychus citri (citrus red mite), 3594 nucleotides long. RefSeq names its product DNA (cytosine-5)-methyltransferase 1-like. The record is from RefSeq and is a predicted model, not a curated record. Bases 1 to 3531 code for a protein of 1176 amino acids. Gene Ontology annotation, cellular component: nucleus. Gene Ontology annotation, molecular function: chromatin binding; DNA (cytosine-5-)-methyltransferase activity. The transcript has 5 exons. NCBI's taxonomy places the organism in Eukaryota, Metazoa, Arthropoda, Arachnida, Trombidiformes, Tetranychidae.
AUGGAUGGAUUAUCAUCUUCUUCAUCUUCUCGUAAACGUCAACUCACCAGUCAAUUAGUUAUUUGUGAUCAGUGUGAUAAUCCAAUCGAUGAGUGUAUUAAUCUAAAUGUCGAUGAUGAUGAAAACAAAGGUGAACUUUUUCUCGAAGAAGUGAUCGCAUUGGCUGACCCGAAGUUGACCCAAUUUUUUGAGAGUCAAAUUGAAGAUUCACUGGAAUUGAAUGUAACCAAUUACUGUUUGUAUGAUGCAAAUUAUCAUUUGGUUUCUAUUGAUUCUGGACUAAUCGAAUCGGACAAACCCGUUUAUCUUAAAGGUUAUUUGAAGCCCUUGACUGAUACCGACGAUGGUCCUAAUGAGGGUUCGGUGGCGACUUGUGGUAUUGGGCCGAUUGAUCAAUGGUGGAUCUCGGGGUUUGAUGGAGGUGAACGUGUUUUAAUUGGUGUUGAAUCGCCUCUUUGUAGGUACAAUUUACUUUUACCUCAUCCAAGGUACAAAAUUAUCUGUGAAAGUAUCGGGGAUAAAAUAAUGGCCACUAAACAUAUUAUCGAGUGGAUUGAAUGUAAUCCAGAGUCCAAUUGUUCACAAUUAGUUCAACAUUUAAUUGUUAAGUGUCCGAAACUUAAAUUAUCUCGAUUAUAUCAAAUUUUACCUUUCAUUUUGGACCAAAUUCAAUCGUAUGAUGAAUCUGCAUCACCUGAGGAGCUUAAACUUUUUGAAACUGUUGCGAUUCAAGAGUUAAUUGAAUCGGCAUCACAAAAGUCACUUAAAUUAAAAAGACCUAAAUCAUUGGCUAAUUGUGGUGGAAGUCAAGAGAAUGAAUCUAUCGGCUCUAAGAUUCGUAAAUCAAUUAACAAUGAUUCGUUUGCGACUUGUACUCAACUCGUGGCAACUUUUUUCGAGGAACAAUUUAAAGGAGCUUUGAAUCCACGGAGAGAUGAAAUUAAAUCAACAACAAUUUACAAAGAAUUAGGUAAUCGUGGUUAUGGUAAAUCGAAACGUGAUUUAAUUAAUUCUAAAAUCAUUUGGACCAGUGAAACAAAACAUGUCGAUUCUUUUUCCAAAAGAAUUUACUAUGAAUCAACUCGAAUCAAUGGAAUCCAAAUUGUCAUCGGAAAUUUCGUGUUGAUUGCGAGGAAUCAAAGAAACGCCAUUGAAGAUAACACUGGAAUUGGAAGAGUUAUCGAUUUAUUUGAAUCAAUUGAUGGUCAAAAAUACGCUCACAUUGAUUUUCUUUGUUUUAGUGAGAGUACAGUUCUCGAGGAAACGGGUUCGUCCAAUUCCGUUUAUUUGAUUCGUGAAUGUGGUGACAUUUUGUUGUACAAUUUGAUUGACAAAGUUGAUGUUGAUCUUGGAUUAGAUUUAUCUUUGGAGAAACGAGAUUAUCAUUGCGAUCGAAUCUAUUCAAAAGAUUAUGGUUGGUUUAAGUGUUUUAAUCAACAAAUUGUUAAUCUACUCGAAGCUAAAUCAUGUCUUGGUUGUUACUUUCAAGAUGAGCGGCGAAAAUUAAAUCAAAUUGUUCUGUCAAAAUGUUGCAUAGAAAAAGAUGAUUUAUCUUAUUUUGAAAGCAUCACAAUUAAUGGUCAUUGUUUUCACGAGGAAUCGUUCGCACUAAUUAGUCCUGAUUCAGUUGAUUUACCGGAUUUUCUGUUGAAAGAAAUGAGAUGUAAUCAAAUCAACGACUCUUCUUAUGAUGAAAAUCUUUACCCUGAACGUUAUCGUAAACAAUUUACUGAAUUUAUCAAAGGUGGACUGGACGAUAUCAAUCAGAUUUAUACGAUUGUCCGAAUCAAGAAAAUCUUUCGUAACAAGGUUGACACUAACGACGAUUGUCAAUUAGAAGUACAGUUAUUUUAUCGACCUCAGAAUUGUUUUGGUAAUUAUGAUCAACUUCUUGGGUCUUCUCUUGAUGAAGUUUAUUUAACUAACGAAAGUCAAACUAUCAACUGUUCAGCUCUUCGAGAACCUUGUAAUGUUUAUUACCUUGGAAAUGAUCAAAAUCGACCUGAUAAUUUACUGAUUGCUCAUCGUUAUUUUGUUAAAUCAUUUUACAAUCCUGUUACUAAAUUGUUCGAGACACUUUCUCAAGAUGAAUUAUCUUCAUUUUCAACUUACCAACAAUCAAUUUUACCUACAGUUCAACCUUUGAAAACUCUUGAUCUUUUCUCUGGCUGCGGUGGAUUGGCCUCGGGUUUCAAGGAAUCGGGCUCAUCUGAAACACUUUGGGCCAUUGAGAAAGAUUCAUCGGCCGCAAAAUCAUUCGGUUAUAAUUUUCCGUCAGCAAAUGUCUUUAAUCAAGAUGCUAAUUUAUUGUUGGCUCGAUUACUUUCCGGUGAAAAAUAUUCCAACGAUGAUCAGAAACAGUGUCUUCCUCAACCAGGGGAAGUGGAAAUGAUUCUUGGUGGACCACCAUGUCAGGGAUUCAGUGGGAUGAAUAGAUUUUCCAAUCGACUCUAUUCCGUUUUCAAAAAUUCACUUCUUGUCACAUUCUUAAGUUACAUUGAUUAUUAUCGACCUAAAGUUGUCGUUUUUGAAAAUGUUCGUAAUUUCGUUCAAUUCGAACGAAGUAAAAUUCUCAAACUAACAUUAUCAUGCCUUCUAACGAUGAACUAUCAAGUGACCUUUGGUAUUCUUCAAGCGGGUUCUUAUGGUGUUCCACAAUCGCGUCGAAGAACAUUUAUUCUAGCCACUGAUCCAACUAUUGAAUUACCUAAUCUACCGAAACCUUUACACUGUUUCUCAGCGCGAGCUUGUCAACUUGAUAUUCUGAUUGGUACUAAACGAUCAAAGUCAAUGUAUCACAAUCAGAAUUACAGUUAUUUUCGUCCAUAUACCGUUGCCGAUGCAAUUAGUGAUCUACCAGAUGAAGUUGGUCACUCGUUGGACUAUUCGUGUUCAUACAAAUCGACGAAAACAUUUUACCAAAAGUUAAUGCGAAAAGGGAGCGAAAAUCUCACUAAUGUAAGUCUACAUGUUGUUCCGUCGAUGAGUUUACUAAAUCAGGCUCGAAUUGAUAAGAUCCCUUGUUUCCCUGGUGCUGAUUGGAGAGAUUUGCCGAAUAUCCGUUUGAUCUUAUCUGAUGGAACUGUCAUCGAAAAACUCGAUUACCAUUAUGAUGAUAUUAAAAAUGGUAAAUCAUCAAGUGGAUCGUUUCGUGGUGUCUGUGAUUGUGCCUCAGGCAAUGUUUGCUCAAAAUCAACUUCCCGUCCAGAAAACACUUUGAUUCCUUGGGGUUUAGUCCAUACUGCUAAUCGAAACUAUCAAUGGUCUGGAUUAUUUGGUCGCCUUCAAUGGAAUGGAUUUUUCAUCACGACGAUAACCAAAACGGUUCCUAGUAGUAAACAAGGAAGUGUCUUACAUCCUCGGGCUAAUCGGGUUAUUUCAAUCCGAGAAUCAGCUCGAUCACAAGGCUUUCCUGACAGUUACCAUUUCUCUGGAUCAAUGGCUGAGAUUAAAGUUCAGAUCGGCAAUGCAGUUCCAAUUCCAUUGGCUCGAAGUAUUGGUUUUCAAGUAUCGAAAUCACUGAAAAGUUAAUUACUAGCAGAUUAUUCAUUAUAUUACAUCAUAUUUCUAGGAACAGCAAAAUCUAAUCAUUAA